This is a messenger RNA of Acyrthosiphon pisum (pea aphid), 2447 nucleotides long. Its product is annotated as cytosolic carboxypeptidase 6. Lineage: Eukaryota; Metazoa; Arthropoda; Insecta; Hemiptera; Aphididae. Gene Ontology annotation, molecular function: metallocarboxypeptidase activity; zinc ion binding. Gene Ontology annotation, biological process: proteolysis. The coding region runs from base 1 to 1677 and encodes 558 amino acids. The transcript has 13 exons. The record is from RefSeq and is a predicted model, not a curated record.
AUGGCGGAUUACGAGUCUGACAGUGACGAAGGUGAAGCCGGACUAGGAAAUGUUACAAGAGUAAUCAUGAGGCCCGUUGGUCAUAGCGGCAAAGCAAAAAAAGGCCAUUUGUGUUUCGAUGCUUCGUUUGAAACCGGAAAUUUGGGGAGGAUCGAUUUGGUGUGUGAAUAUGAAUACGAUCUGUUCAUACGGCCGGACACCUGCAACCCACGGCAUAGACUGUGGUUCAAUUUCGUCGUGGAAAACACGAGACAAGAUCAAAACGUUAUAUUCAACAUCGUCAACAUCAGUAAUAAAAACAACCUAUUCAAAAACGGGAUGACUCCCAUAGUGAGGAGUACGAGCCGGAACACGUGGUCUCGCAUACCGGUAUACAGGGUGCACUACCACCGAUCGUUGUACCACGACAACAACUAUGUUCUCAGCAUAUUGUUUUCGUUCGACAAGGACGACGAUAGCUAUCAAUUUUCGUACUCGUAUCCGUAUUCGUACACUCGACAGCAAACCUAUUUGUCACUGAUUGAAAAAAAGAAGCUGCCUUACUUCAAACGUGAACUACUAGGACAAUCGAUCCAAAACAAAAGAUUGGACUUGGUUACUAUUACUAAUCCAAAGAAUAUGAAUCCAACCGAAAAAGUACAUGUCGUUGUGAUAUUGGGAAGAGUGCACGGAUCCGAGACGCCCAGUUCCUAUGUCUGUCAAGGGAUCAUUGAAUUUUUGAUUAGCAACCAUCCAGCCGUGGUACGUCUUCGAAAAAAAGUCGUCUUUCAACUAAUACCGAUGAUGAACCCCGAUGGAGUCACUUUAGGAAAUUCUAGGACCAAUUUGCUGGGAAUCGACUUGAACAGAGCUUGGCACAAGAUAUCACAAUGGGUCCAUCCGAUAUUGUACGCUGUCCACAAUCACUUAUUAGAAAUCGAAAAGCACGAGAACAUGGAACUCGAUUUGGUAAUCGACAUGCACGCUCAUUCUUCUCUUCACGGUGUGUUUACUUACGGGAACGCAUACGACGACGUGUACAGGUACGAAAAACAUAUUCUGUUUCCGAAAUUGUUGUCCCAACACAUUGAAGGUUACGAACAAACGCAUUCACUUUGUAACAGAGAUUUUAAAAAAUGCGGAACGUCACGGAGGUUUUUGUGUCAAUCGCUGAAGGAGAAAGUCAAUUGUUAUACGCUGUUCGUAUCGCAGUACGGCUUCAGCGUUUCGCCGAAAACCAUGAUUCCGUUCACGGAAGAUUCCUUUUACACUAUCGGCCGGUGUGUGGUGCUCGCGUGCUCCGACUACUUCAAAUCGACCGGCGUGCUGACGCCGCAAGAUGUGGCCGUUAAGUGCGUCAAGAAACGAGAUAAGAAACGGAAAACCGUAUUGUACCGACAGCGCGAGGUUCACCCAUCGUUCAAGAGGAAAAUCAAAAAGAAAUCGUUAGCGUUGAAACGGGUGGAUAUCAAAGACUCGUUUCGCAGCGCUCUAACAGCCUCGCGACGCCCGUCCGACGACCCUAACAGAACUAAUGCCAGCAGGCGGAACAUGCGCUUCGUGGACUUGUCGAAGACCGUCGACAAUCGAAGGUCUUCGAUCACUGUGGACCGAGAGAACUCCGCCGCCCCACACGCAUUUUCCAUCAUAAACGUCAACGACAUCAUACGAGACACAGACGCGUUGCUCAAGUUUUGACGUGCUAGCGCUUCGUGACGGACACUUCGAACGUUUUCUUCGUAAUAUCUCUGCAGGAUACCUGCGGCGACGUCAGCACAUGUCUGAAUGGGGUGUCGACGGGGUCUCUCCCGAAGUAUUUUUUUUUUAUAUUAUAUAUAUAGUUUUGGUUAAGUUGUAAUAAAUUAAACUGUUUCUUUUUUCAAUAUUUUCAGUCUUUUUCCGUAUUACGGCUAAUUAACUAUUGUAUAUCGUAUAAUAUGUUAGUUAUGUGCCUAACGUAUUAAGUACUAAAUACUUGUAUUAUACAAUUUACAAAUACGAGUUUAUUUUGUAAAUCAUUAUUAUAAACAUUAUAAUUAUUUUGUUUAAGUAUUUUCAAAGUUUCAUAACUCGCUUCAAUCAAAAACGUUGAAUCCACCACUGACUUUAAUGUAAUAAUAUCCAUUUUGUACCGCGAUAACGAUAACGACAGUAAUUUGUAAUGAUUCUUCCUCCAACAUUAUUCUUGUGGUUUUUCUUGAUUAUAAAAUUUAUAGUAUAAUAUGUCACACACACACUUAGUGAAACCGAUAUUUUCACGAAGUGGACGUCCAUGCAAAUUUUUUUUAUUAUUAUUAGGUACCUAGGUAUACAUUUUUUCAUAAAAUAGAUAGAACAAUUUUAUCCGAAUAGUGUAAUGUUUGUAAUUCAAUCGUUGAUACUUUAAUAUUUUACCUACAUAUUUAUAGUUACCUAGCUUAAACAAAAACGAAAAUUAAUUGUUUUCCCAUGAUUUAAUUUUUAAUACU